This is a messenger RNA of Ambispora gerdemannii, 2046 nucleotides long. The record is from the annotation of a GenBank genome assembly. Lineage: Eukaryota; Fungi; Glomeromycota; Glomeromycetes; Archaeosporales; Ambisporaceae.
AUGGCUGCCACCACACUCGCAAAAAUAUCAGCAGCUGUAGAUUCAUUGAUAAAAACUAGCAAUAAAAACAACCACCACCAACUUGAAGAACAACAAAUAAUAAUGGAAGACGACGAUCAACCACAACCACAGCAACAAGCUACUGUUUCACCUUUUAAUAACUCCCCUCGGAAACGUAAGAGAGUAAAUAAUAGCAGCAGUGCGGGUUCAGCAAGUAAUGGUAGUGCUAAUGGUGUUGACAACCUGAACAAUGAUCAUAGUACUAACAAUGCUAAAGAAACCAAAUUAAGGAAAUCAUCGACUAUUAGUAAUAACAAUACCUUACCGAGAAAAAAACGAAAAACUCAAAAACUUCCAUCGCCGGUAAGCAAAGAAAUAAUAACUGAUAGUGAUAAAAUAGAGGGAGCCGAAGAUCCCGCAGAAAGUAUUGACCCUAUGGAAACUGACACGAUGGACGUCUACGCUUUCACCGAAAAUAAUAGUAACAAUGUGUCGCCGGAAUCGAAUAAUAAAAAACCGGGUAGAAAAACCCCGAAUAGGCGUGGAUCUGCCAAAAAUAGGCGUGAAAAUGGGAGAAAAGAAAAGAAUAAUAGUACUAAUAUGUCCGAUCAUCACCAAGAGGAUUUCAGAGAAGACGUUAAAGCUUUGUCGUCGUCUGCAUUACUAAAUGGAACUGGUAGUCAUGAAUCUAAAGGCAAAGAAAAAGAGAGGAAUGAAGAAAAGAUGGAAGUCGAUUUGCCAUUUGGUGGAAAACUGACUGAAGAAGAAGCUGAUUUAACUAAAACAACACCUGAUCAAAAUGACAAGAGUAAAUUUGAAAGAGCUAAAACUCAAGCCGAAGCGAAAAACCCAAAAUCCGAACCUCAGGCUACAGAAGAGAAAACACAACAUGACUUUAUCGAGACAACUCCCAAAAUACAAAAAAUUCGAUUCGGUGAUUGGGAAAUUGAUACGUGGUUCGUUGCGCCGUAUCCUGAAGAGUAUAGUCUACAUGAAGUAUUGUAUAUUUGCGAGUUUUGUCUCAAAUAUAUGAAGAGUCAGUUUGUUGCAACUAGACACAAGCAAAAGUGUCCUAUGCGACAUCCGCCAGGAGAUGAAAUUUACAGGGACGGUCAGAUCUCGAUAUUUGAAGUUGAUGGAAGAAAGAAUAAGAUUUAUUGUCAGAACCUGUGUCUGCUGGCUAAGAUGUUUUUAGAUCAUAAAACACUAUAUUAUGACGUCGAGCCCUUUCUAUUCUACGUAAUGACAGAGUGCACAGAUAGUGGAUGUCACUUUGUCGGGUACUUUUCCAAAGAAAAACGAUCCCCGUUAAAUUAUAAUGUAUCUUGCAUCCUAACAUUACCAAUACAUCAAAGAAAAGGAUACGGAAACUUGUUGAUUGAUUUUAGUUAUUUACUAACAAAAAAAGAAAAUAAGACCGGAUCACCCGAAAAACCAUUAUCGGAUCUUGGGCUUCUUAGUUAUCGUAACUAUUGGCGUAAUGUCAUAUUUGAAGAACUAAGGAAUGUCAAAAAUCCUAUUAGUAUUGAAGAAUUAAGUCGAAGGACAAGUAUGACAUCCGAUGAUGUGAUUUCCACGCUGCAGACAAAUGACAUGCUCGUCAAAGAUCCAGAAACCCAUUCAUACAAAUUAGUAAUCGACAAGCAGCGUAUCGAAGCCCACUUCAAGAAACUUGAUUCAAAGGGCUACCCAAAAAUAAAGCCUGAGAAUCUAAAAUGGACACCUUUUAUUGUGACAAGAGGACUCGGCUUACGAUUAGUAGACGACGAAGAAAAACAGGAUAAUAACGGGGAAAAAGACAAGGAAAAAGAAGACGAUGAGAAAAGUAAACGAGAGAAAGUUGAAGGUGAUUCAUCUGCUGUAACUGGAAAUGGAAGCCAAGCAGUUGUUGGAAUCAUAGACAAGGGUAAAAAGAGGAAAAAACGAGCCUUUAACCCGAGUCUUGGCACACGAAGAAUGACAAGGACAAGAGCUAGGCUAGAGAGCGAGAGCACAGAAAAACAAACGUCGAAUGAUGUUGAUCAAGGUGGGAACGAGACUAAUUGA